Molecule: messenger RNA, 936 nt
Organism: Vitis riparia (riverbank grape)
Lineage: Eukaryota; Viridiplantae; Streptophyta; Magnoliopsida; Vitales; Vitaceae
Product: F-box/LRR-repeat protein At3g48880-like
Exons: 2
Coding region: 144-911 (255 amino acids)
Molecular function (GO): protein binding
Source: RefSeq, a predicted model, not a curated record
CACUGACUUCAUCACCUUUACUUUCUCUCCGGCCCUCUGAAAUCGGUUUUAUAUAUACUGAGAUCUCCCCACUACUAUUUCUGAGGAAAGUGUCUUCGGUGGAUGACCAGUCAUAUGUUAAAUAAUUUCAUGCAUUUGCUCAGAUGGAGGAACGAAAAUGGGAGGAGCUAAACAUGGACUGUCUGGCGAAUGUGUUUCAGAAAGUGGGAAUGUUGUCAUUGUUGUUUGAUGUUCCCUUUGUGUGCAAGUCAUGGUAUAAAGCAAGCCUCAAUCCUAUGUGCUGGCAACAUCUUGUUUUUCCUGACAUCAAACCGAGUGAUAUGGGCAGGCAGAUCCCGGUAAGGUUACUGAUACAAUCAACUUCAGUGGUAAAGAUGGUAGUCAAUCGUAGCAGUGGAUGUGCUACUACUCUUGCGCUGCCGAAACACUGCAGUGAGAAGGCACUGGAGUAUGCUGCUAAGAAGUGUCCUGCCUUGAAAAUUCUAGUUCUGCAUGAUUUUAUGCCUCAUGAGUCAUCAAUCCUUAUUCCAGAACUGAUAAGCAAGUGGAAAAAUCUUGAAGUAUUGUCACUCAGGUGGAGCUAUAAUAUGGCAGACAUCAUACCCCAAAUUGGUUUUCAUUGCAAGAAGUUUGUUCAGCUAAAUGCCCCAAACUCCAUCAUUGGGAAAGAUGAAGCGUCGGCCAUGGUGACCUUUGUGCCAAACAUUAGACACUUGUUUCUAAAGGGAUCAGGCAUUAAGCAGGAGAAUCUAGUGAUGAUAUUGCAGGGCUGCAAAGAGCUUGUGAGUUUAGACGUCAGUGACUGCAUUGGUUUUAAGGAUGAUGAUGCUGAGAUAUUGCAACUUGCUUCACAUAUUCCUGCAUUCGUUUGUGAAGGUUCAAGGAUUUUUAUUCCUCAGUUGACAGACUAAGCAUUAUUGAUCUAUUUUCUUUUUC